This is a messenger RNA of Trichoderma aggressivum f. europaeum, 3231 nucleotides long. RefSeq lists its product as uncharacterized. The transcript is spliced from 4 exons. NCBI's taxonomy places the organism in Eukaryota, Fungi, Ascomycota, Sordariomycetes, Hypocreales, Hypocreaceae. The record is from RefSeq and is a predicted model, not a curated record. Bases 1 to 3231 code for a protein of 1076 amino acids.
AUGGAGAACAAGAAAGUCGACGACCCUGGUGCCCUGGCCUUGCGGCGUCUGGUCCGAAGCCCAACCGGCAGUCGUCUGGCUCCCAGGCGCUCGUCGACAAGUGCUUCAUGUUCUUCCAGCAGCAGCUGCUCGAAAUCUUCAGUGACUUCGUCAGUCGACGGCGAGAUGCCGACUUCCUGUGUGUUCAUCGUAUGGGCAGCCGUCAAGCGCAAUGCCUGCCCAAAGAUGACUUCCGAAGAGCGGCGGGAGUGUCCCUUGCUGCGCUGCCGCAAGAGGUUCCCCAACCAUGAGCUCAUGCUGCAACACCUGUAUUCCUGCGACCACCUCGCCGGCGGAGAAUACUGGUGCUAUGACUGCGAGAAGCCCGAGCAGCUCAGCGAUGUCAAGUGCAGGCGCUGUCUGGGCCACCCGUCCAAGAGGAGAAAGAUCAUGACCAUGGCCAAGAGCUUCUUCAGCUCGCUGGGCCACAAGCCAAAGUCCCAUAGCCUGGCGCUGGUUGCGUCCAUGGGCAUGGGCUUGGGCGUGGGCGUGGGCGACGGCGGCGGCGGCAGCGCUGGCGGGGGUGAGGACGAGCCCCCAAGCUACGACUAUGUGCUCUUCUCGCCUCCGCCUCCGCCUCCGCAGGCCGAACUCUCCUCGAACGAGAUACAUGAAAUCGGUUCGAGCGAGGUGCUGCUCCCCACUAUCCCGGAGUGUGAGACCGAGACUGAGCCUAUACCCGCCCCUGGGAUGAUCCCCUGUCUCCCCCCAUCCACAUACCCCAUCUCACCACCAGGCUCCCACCCGGGAACCGCGCCGCUGCCGUCGACUAUGGAAGCAGACUUCAUAAAUUGGAGGCCUUCACCACCUUCACCACCUUCCCCCCAGACCGUGGCACCUCAGAGCCUGAUGAAGUCGAGCACGUCGCGGUUGGUCGAUCGUCCAACGCUGCAGGUCAACACCCACCUCGACCAGUUCCGAGGCCAAGGGAGACGACGCAGCAGGGUGCUGGCCCCGAGCUCCUCUGUCCGGUCCACCAGCAGCACCGACAGCACCGACAGCACUGAUAGCACCGCCAGCUACAACAUCUCGCCCAUGUCGGGCUGGUCCAACGGAUGGACAAAGACGUCCGGCUUCGAGUCUGCCUUGACGUCACCUGACGACCUCAUCAGUCCUCAGAGCCUCCUGCCCGUCGGUCCCUUCUCGACCACCACCACUGCUGCUACUGCUACUAAUACUGCUGACGGUACCACCACCUCGACGAGACCAAAACCCUUUAGCAACUUGGAGUUUGAGAACAUGGUGGCCAACUCGUGCCCAUCAGAGCUUCCCGCCGACAUUCCCAUGUUUGACUUGCCCUCCACCAUGGAUCCUCAAAAGACACAGGCGCCCAUGAGCCUGGACCAGGCCGCCUUCUCCUUCAACACUGAUAUUCCUUUCCAGCUCCAAUUGGAACCUCAGCUGCCCUCACCCGAUAGUGUCGACCUUGGCCUUGCGCCGCCGCCGCCGCCACAUCCUGUACCACAGCAAACUACCAGUAACACCGAGCCAAGUCUGAUGCAGAAUACCACCAAUGCCUCCAACCUCACCACCACCGCCACCACCAUCACCACUACCACGCAGUCACUGGCCAGAUCAGUCCAUGACACGCUCCGGAUGCAUGUUGCCGAUUCAAUCAGCAAGUUCGACACCAUUAAUGAAAACCCCAUCUUCAUGCAGCUCAACCAGAUGUCGCUCCCCUCCAUCGCGGCUGUUGGUCUGGAGACCAUGACUGAGAUCCUGGAAGGCCGCCAAGCCUCAUCGCCCCUGAAUCUCGUUUGCUUCGUCCACAUCGUCUUCUCUCUAUCCGUGGUGAUCCAUGAACAAGAUGUCGCCAAGCACUCUGCUGCCCUCUUUAAGCAAGCAUUGCUGUACAGCGAUUGGUUCUCGGACAACGACAAGAUAUCAUUCAUCGAGGUUGUCUAUACACUUUGGAAGCCCAGUCAAGUAAACGAUGACGAGAUUAUUGCACUAUUGAAGUCAAGGUCACCGGUUCCUAGUGCCGGCAUGUCCAAGGGCAAACAGCCCGAACGGUUCCCUCAAUGGUCGAGGCCUGACCCGCUGAUACUGAUUGCGGCCUACUUCCUAGAUGGUACAUAUGCGCACUCAAUCCUCCCGUCCCUUUCCCUCCCUUUGCUCAAGACGCUAAUGUGUGCCUCUGAACUUGCCAUGCAGCACCACAAGGACGGCCUUGGAGCAAGCCACAAUUCGCCGUUCGCCAUUGCAGCCAGGUUCAUGAUUGACAACAUCUUUUCUCAUGAAUACUCUCACUACCCAGGGUUUGAACUCCGCAUGGAAAGACUCAUUGGCCAAAUCAACUCUGGCGAGGUGGGAACGGUCCGUCGCUUGGAGCUAGAGCUGAUGCAGGCCGGAAGGACGUACCUACCUCCCGACGCAUUCUUUGGCGAAUAUGUCGAAGUCGUCCGUCGGCAGACCGAUUCGCUGUACACGCAGAGCCCGUUUUUCAGCUCGCGAUCGACGUACCACCGGUGCGGCAUCCAGCUGCUGAUGAAGGAGUCCAACAGGAACCCAGUCACUGUGGAGGCCGGCGUUGAGUCAUCGGCGCCGUCUUCCGGAGCGCUCAAUGGAAUCGUGGGCGUGAUACCAAACAGCUUCGACAUCGACUUUGGCUCAAUGCUCGACUUUGAUCCGGACCAAGGAUUGGACGACGAUGUUGCCGAACCUGCGGCCAUUGCCGGCGCCCCACUCAUGGGAGCCUCGAGGUGGACACCAGGAGAUGCCGCAUUUGUCACAGUCACAGCAGCAGACGGCACUGCCGCCAUAGCCACGCUUGCAGCGCCUCGGCCUAUGGACGCUGAUGCGCUGCUGCUGGGGGAAGACGAUGCGCUGAUAUCCCCGAUUGCAUCGACGCCCAACAAGGCAGAGGCAUCGGUAUCGGCAUCGGCAUCGGCAUCGUCGACCAAGGUGGAAUCCGACAGCUGCUGCAAGAUUUGCGGCUAUCGACCCAAGGGCGACCCCCGGUGGUUCAUGGGCAGCAUGGCCAAGCACAUGAGGACGAUACACAGCGAGAACCCCCAAACCUUCCGAUGCCCUUACCCGGGCUGCACGAGCCAGUACAGCAAGCGCGCGGACAACCUACGGCAGCACCAGAUUGAAAAGAACCACUUUGUGGACGACGAGGAGAAGCAAGGGCGGCGACCGCGCAAACGGAAGCGUCCGUCAGACGGCGGCGGCGGCGGCGGCGGCGAAUGA